Molecule: messenger RNA, 12235 nt
Organism: Sciurus carolinensis (gray squirrel)
Lineage: Eukaryota; Metazoa; Chordata; Mammalia; Rodentia; Sciuridae
Gene: Kif26b
Product: kinesin family member 26B
Exons: 15
Coding region: 917-7261 (2114 amino acids)
Biological process (GO): microtubule-based movement
Molecular function (GO): ATP binding; microtubule motor activity; microtubule binding
Source: RefSeq, a predicted model, not a curated record
CCACGCUCGCUCAGCGCUUCCCCUCAGCUCCAGGCUCGCGCAGCGGUGUUUCAUUAGAGCCCCGGACACGGGCCACUCGCCAGUAACUUCCCUGCCAGGAGCGAGAUUUACGACCCCACCCCCCGCCCCGGCUCUCGGCCUCCCAAUGUCAGGCAGGAGCGCCGCACCAUAAAAUGGAUCCCGGCCGGCGCUGCGGCGGCGGCGGCAGCCAGGCGGCGGGUUCCGGGGCGGCGGGGCCGCGGCUCCCGAGGUUCCGCGCUGCGCCCGGGCGCACACGCGUGUCCUGAUCGCGGACGACUCUCCGGCCAAGCAGAGCCGCCCCUCUCCCUGCCCUCGCGCAACUGUCAGGCGAAACGGGCCCGCGCAUAUUGGCUCGGCGACACGCCGAGGCUCCUCCCCGAGUCUGGAUCUUUAUAUUUUGGGAGAAUUUCUUUGAACUCAGUUAGCAAGCUGGGUGAAGGAGGCAAGUUCCCACCGCCGGCUUGGUAGACGGGGUCCGCGCGCCGACACAGGCGAGGCAGCGCGAGGACUCGCCCACCUUCCUUGCAGCGGCGGUACGUCCCGAUCCUGUUCCUCUUUUCCCUCGUGGAGGAGAACCGAGGACUUACUUGACUGAGGAAAAUGCCAGUGAUGUGGAUGUGACCGUGAAAAGAGAACGUGUGACUGGAGGAGGCAGAAGAGCACGAGGAAAAGCGUUAUUUGAAGAGAAGAAUAAGCCAGCCACUCCAACCUUUUCUGCAUAUUGGUGCUAUUACUUCUGGGGUCCAUUUGCUUUUAUUCUCUUUAACCCACAAUUAAGAAAUCUUGACUUGAGGGCCAAGAGACAACCCCUUACAACUGGGGGACGCUUCUGGUUGGCAGAUCUUUUGGAUGUAGCAUUAGUGGAACAUUUAGACUCUCCUCGGGAAAAGCCACCAUGAAUUCGGUAGCUGGGAAUAAAGAGAGGCUUGCGGUCUCCAACAGGGGCAAGAAAUACGGGGUAAAUGAGGUCUGCUCGCCCACCAAGCCCGCGGCUCCCUUCUCCCCAGAGAGCUGGUACAGGAAAGCGUACGAGGAGUCGCGCGCUGGGAGCCGGCCUACCCCCGAGGGCGCGGGCUCGGCUCUUGGCUCGUCGGGAACCCCGUCCCCCGGCUCGGGCACCUCGUCCCCGAGCUCCUUCACCGGCUCCCCGGGUCCCGCCUCUCCGGGCAUCGGCACCAGCUCGCCGGGCUCCCUGGGCGGCUCGCCGGGCUUCGGCACCGGUUCCCCAGGCUCCGGCAGCGGCGGCGGCUCCUCCCCCGGCUCAGACCGCGGCGUCUGGUGCGAGAACUGCAACGCCCGCCUGGUGGAGCUGAAGAGGCAGGCUCUCAAGCUGCUUCUCCCGGGGCCCUUCCCGGGCAAGGAUCCUGCUUUCUCAGCUGUGAUUCAUGACAAGCUCCAGGUCCCCAACACCAUUCGGAAGGCAUGGAAUGACCGAGACAACCGCUGUGACAUUUGUGCCACCCACCUGAACCAGCUGAAACAGGAGGCCAUCCAGAUGGUGCUGACUUUGGAGCAGGCAGCUGGUAGUGAGCAUUAUGAUGCCUCACCUGGAUCACCCCCACCGCUCUCCAAUGCCCCCAACCUGGUGGGGUCCCGGCACAUGGGUGGGCUCCAGCAGCCCAGGGAUUGGGCCUUUGUGCCUGCCCCCUAUGCCACCUCCAACUACACAGGCCUUGUCAACAAGCACAGCAGCAAACCCAAUAGCCUUGGGGUCAGCAACGGGGCAGAAAAGAAGAGUGGAUCUCCCACCCAUCAGGCCAAGGUCAGCCUCCAGAUGGCCACAAGUCCCAGCAAUGGGAACAUUCUUAACUCGGUGGCCAUUCAGGCUCAUCAAUAUCUGGAUGGCACCUGGUCCCUUUCAAGAACCAAUGGGGUCACCCUGUACCCUUACCAGAUUUCCCAGCUGAUGACAGAGACUGGCCGGGAGGGCCUGACAGAAGCAGCUCUGAACCGCUACAAUGCAGACAAGCCAGCCGCCUCCUGUGUCCCCACCUCACAGGGCUCCUGUGUGGCCAGUGAGACUUCUACAGGCACCUCAGUGGCCGCUUCCUUCUUUGCAAGAGCUGCCCAGAAGUUAAAUCUGUCUUCCAAAAAGAAGAAGCAUCGACCUUCUACUUCUUCGGUUGCUGAGACACCUCUCUUUGCCACCAGCUUCAGUGGGAUUCUGCAGACCUCCCCUCCCCCAGCCCCACCCUGUCUGCUGAGGGCCGUCAACAAGGUGAAGGACACUCCAGGCCUGGGCAAGGUAAAAGUCAUGCUUCGUAUUUGUUCCACGCUGGCUCGUGAUACUUCAGAAUCCAGCUCUUUCUUAAAGGUGGAUCCACGGAAGAAGCAGAUCACCUUGUAUGAUCCCCUGACUUGUGGAGGUCAAAAUGCCUUCCAAAAGAGAAGCAACCAGGUCCCUCCUAAGAUGUUUGCCUUUGAUGCAGUUUUUCCACAAGAUGCUUCACAGGCUGAAGUGUGUGCUGGAACGGUUGCAGAAGUGAUCCAGUCUGUGGUCAAUGGGGCAGAUGGCUGCGUGUUCUGUUUCGGCCAUGCCAAGUUGGGAAAAUCCUAUACCAUGAUUGGGAAGGACGAUUCUAUGCAGAACCUUGGCAUCAUUCCCUGUGCCAUCUCUUGGCUCUUUAAGCUCAUCAAUGAACGGAAAGAAAAGACAGGAGCCCGUUUCUCUGUCCGGAUCUCAGCUGUAGAGGUGUGGGGGAAAGAAGAGAACCUGCGGGACCUACUGUCUGAGGUGGCCACUGGCAGCCUGCAGGACGGCCAAUCCCCAGGCGUGUACCUCUGUGAAGACCCCAUCUGUGGCACACAGCUGCAGAACCAGAGUGAACUGCGGGCCCCCACUGCAGAGAAGGCAGCCUUCUUUCUGGACGCCGCCAUUGCUUCGCGCCGGAGCAAUCAGCAGGACUGCGAUGAAGAUGACCACCGCAACUCCCACAUGCUCUUCACCCUGCACAUCUACCAGUACCGGAUGGAGAAGAGCGGGAAAGGCGGAAUGUCUGGAGGUCGCAGUCGCCUGCAUCUCAUUGAUCUUGGCAGCUGUGUGAAAGCUCUUAGCAAAAAUCGAGAAGGAGGUUCAGGGCUGUGCCUCUCACUGUCCGCAUUGGGCAAUGUCAUCCUGGCUCUCGUCAAUGGCAGCAAACAUAUCCCAUACAAAGAAAGCAAGCUCACCAUGCUGCUUCGGGAGUCUCUGGGGAACAUGAACUGUCGCACCACCAUGAUCGCUCACAUCUCUGCCGCAGCCGGGAACUAUGCAGAAACCCUGUCUACCAUCCAGAUCGCAUCAAGGGUCUUGAGGAUGAAGAAAAAGAAGACGAAGUACACAUCGAGCUCCUCUGGUGGAGAAAGCUCCUGUGAGGAAGGCCGAAUGCGUAGGCCCACCCAGCUGAGACCCUUCCACACCAGGGCCACAGUGGACCCUGACUUCCCCAUCGCGCACCUGUCCAGUGAUCCCGACUACUCCUCCAGCAGCGAGCAGUCUUGCGACACUGUCAUCUACAUCGGGCCUAACGGCACAGCCCUCUCCGACAAGGAGCUCACAGACAACGAGGGCCCCCCAGACUUUGUCCCCAUUGUGCCUGCCCUGCAGAAGACGAGAGGUGACAGCCGGCCCACAGAGGCAGGAGAGGCUGGGGCCAGCAAAUCAGAAAGGGACUGCUUGAAGUGCAACACAUUUGCUGAACUGCAAGAGAGACUAGACUGCAUUGAUGGCAGCGAGGAGCCCAGUAAGUUUCCUUUUGAAGAGCUGCCCGUCCAGUUUGGAGCAGAGCAAGCAAGCAAAUGCCCCUCGUUAAGCUACACAGCUGGGGCGAACUCACUUUCUGAGUCUGAUAAGGAAGAUAAUGGGUCAGAUGGCCAGCCGACUGAUCGGGAAGGCACAGACACCCCGGCCUGUAAGAUGCAAAGGAAUCACUCCCCUGUGCCUGCCACAGCACGCAGCAGCAGCCCCACCCCAGCCUCACCCCGGAGCAUCCCCGGUAGCAGCGGCCAGCAUGGUGCUUCCCAGCUGGUGCAGAGCCCCAGCCUCCAGAGCAGCCGAGAGAGCUUGAACUCCUGUGGCUUCAUGGAGGGCAAGCCCAGGCCCAUGGGCUCCCCACGACUGGGCAUCGCCAGCCUGUCCAAGACCUCCGAGUACAAACCCCCCAGCUCUCCUUCUCAGAGAUGCAAAGUGUACACCCAGAAGGGGGUCCUGCCGACCUCCGCCCCACUGCCACCCUUGAGCAAGGAUUCUGGCAUGGUCUCUAGCGAAUCCUUGCUGCAGCCUGAGGUACGCACCCCUCCAGUUGGAAUGAGCCCCCAGGUUUUGAAGAAAUCUAUGUCUGCUGGGAGUGAGGGGUUCCCAGAAACCCCUGUUGAGGAUGAGCAUCAGACAGCAUCUCCCCCAGACUCCAAGAAGGAGAUCCUGAGCACCACAAUGGUGACCGUGCAGCAGCCGUUGGAGCUGAACGGGGAGGACGAGCUGGUGUUCACGCUGGUGGAGGAGCUGACCAUCAGCGGGGUCCUGGACAGCGGCCGCCCCACCAGCAUCAUCAGCUUCAACAGCGACUGCUCUGUGCAGGCCUUAGCCUCAGGCUCCCGGCCUGUCAGCAUCAUCAGCAGCAUCAGCGAGGAUCUGGAGGGCUACUCCAGCAUGGCUCCCGUCUCGGAGGUGAGCAUCACACAGUUCUUGCCCCUUCCGAAGCUGAGCCUGGAUGGGAAGGCCCGGGAGGCGGGCAGCAGGCGUUCCUCCAUCAGCUCCUGGCUGAGCGAGAUGAGCGCCGGCAGUGAUGGCGAGCAAUCGUGCCACAGUUUCAUAGCCCAGACGUGUUUUGGGCACGGGGAGGCCAUGGCAGAACCUCCGGCUUCGGAGUUUGUCAGCAGCAUCCAGAACACCGCUGUGGUGUGCAGAGAGAAGCCCAAGGCGGGCCCUGACAACCUGCUCAUCCUGUCUGAGGUGGGGGAAGACUCUUUCAACAAAGCCACCCCCAUCAAAAGCUGCAAAAUAUCCACACUGGGCAAGGCCAUGGUCACUAUCUCCAAUACAGCCAAUCUGAGCAGUUGCGAAGGGUACAUCCCCAUGAAGACCAACAUCACAGUUUACCCCUGCAUUGCCAUGAGCCCUCGGAAUGCACAGGAGUCUGAGGCUUCUACUGCCACCUCCAAAGCAGCUGCCAGAGCAGCCCAGACCCAGGAGAGUAAAGAAACCAGUGUGAAGAAAGAAAUGAAAUUUGAGGACCCCUGGCUAAAACGAGAAGAGGAAGUAAAAAAAGAGAAUGCUUUUCCCAGUGAAGAAGGGAUUAGAUAUGAGACGGUCACAGGCCCCACUAAGCCUGAGACCAGACCAGAGCAAGAACAGGAUAGGAAACCCAGCCCUGGCGACAGGCUCAGCAGCAGCAGUGGAGAGGUAUCUGCCUCCCCAGUGACUGACAACUUCAAGAGGGUUGUGGAUGGCUGUGAGAUGGCCCUGCCUGGUUUGGUGGCCCAAAGCCCAAUGCAUUCCAGCAAAAGCCUGAAAUCCAGCAGCCUUCCUAGGGCAUUUCAGAAAGCCAGUAGACAUGAGGAGUUGGACAGCCUUUUCUACCACUGCACUGCUGACACCAACGGCAUGGGUACAGCAGCAGGCACCCAGGCCUCUAAGGCAACCCUGGAGCGCAAGGUGGCUUCUCCCAAGCAUUGUGUCCUUGCACGGCCCAAAGGGACUCCCCCUCUGCCCCCUGUCCGCAAGUCCAGCUUGGACCAGAAGAACCGGGCCAGCCCCCAGCACAGUGCCAGCAGCAGCAGCACCAGCAGCCCCUUGAACCAGCCAGCCACCUUCUUGGCCAGCUUCCCCGAUGAGCCUAGCAGCAAGAUGAAGGACGCCAGUAGCAGCAGCAAGCUCUUCAGUGCCAAGCUGGAGCAGCUGGCCAGCAGGACCAACUCUCUUGGCAGGACAACAGUCAGCCACUACGAAUGCCUCUCUCUGGAGAGGGCCGAGAGCCUGUCCUCCAUGAGCUCCCGACUGCACGCAGGCAAAGACAGCACCAUGCCCCGCGCUGGACGGAGCCUGGGCCGCAGCAGCGCAGGAGCCUCACCACCCAGCUGCAGCGCCGCCCAGUCAGCAGGCGCCUCCCCCAAGGCCAGCCAGUCCAAGAUCUCAGCUGUGAGCAAGCUCCUCCUGGCCAGCCCCAAGGCCCGCAGCCUGUCCACCCCCACCACCAAAACCCUCAGCUUCUCCACCAAGUCUUUGCCACAGUCGGUGGGCCAAAGCUCCAACUUGCCCCCCAGCGGGAAGCACAUGUCCUGGUCCACCCAGUCGCUCAGCAGGAACCGAAGCUCGGGACUGGCUUCCAAACUGCCCCUGAGAGCAGUCAAUGGGCGCAUCUCUGAGCUGCUGCAGGGAAGCGCAGGUGCCCGGGGCUUGCAAGUGCGGGCUGGACCCGAGGCGGAGGAGCGCAGUGGGGCCCCUGCAGAGGACAAGCCGGCCACAGCGCACCUGCUGCCCUCGCCCUACAGCAAGAUCACUCCGCCCCGGAAGCCACACCGCUGCAGCAGCGGGCAUGGCAGUGACAACAGCAGCGUGCUGAGCGGGGAGCUCCCGCCGGCCAUGGGGAAGACUGCCCUGUUCUACCACAGCGGUGGCAGCAGUGGCUACGAGAGCAUGAUGAGGGACAGCGAGGCCACCGGCAGUGCGUCCUCGGCCCAGGACUCCAUGAGCGAAAACAGCAGCUCUGUGGGUGGCAGGUGCAGGAGCCUGAAAACCCCGAAGAAACGGUCCAAUUCAGGUUCUCAGAGACGGAGGCUCAUCCCAGCAUUAUCCCUGGAUACCUCCUCCCCUGUGAGAAAACCCACCACCAGCUCAGGGGUCCGCUGGGUGGAUGGGCCCUUGCGGAGCACCCAGAGGGGCCUCGGGGAACCCUUUGAGAUUAAGGUCUAUGAAAUCGACGAUGUGGAACGCCUGCAGCGGCGACGCGGGGGCGCCAGCAAGGAGGUCAUGUGCUUUAAUGCGAAACUGAAAAUUCUGGAGCAUCGCCAGCAGAGAAUCGCAGAGGUCAGAGCCAAGUACGAGUGGCUGAUGAAGGAGCUGGAGAUGACCAAACAGUACCUGAUGCUGGACCCCAACAAGUGGCUCCGUGAAUUCGACUUGGAGCAGGUGCUGGAGCUGGAUUCCCUGGAGUACCUGGAGGCGCUGGAGUGCGUCACCGAGCGCCUGGAGAGCCGCGUCAACUUCUGCAAGGCCCAUCUCAUGAUGAUCACCUGCUUUGACAUCACCUCCAGGCGCCGAUAAGGAGAGGCAGAUCCCUGGCCCGCCAGUCCCCUCACUCCCCAGGACUGCAGAGAGACGUCGCCCUCCCCCAGGCCCUCGGUGCUGGUGGCACCCAAAGUCUAUAGAAUGAGGAUGAAGGUUGGUGGCAAGUCUGGAGGGAGCGUAGAGCGGAAGGCGAGUUUUCUUUUGUUUUCUGUCGUAGGGAAGGUGCAAACACCAAACAAUUGGAAGGAGAAAGUGAUGGGAAGCCCAAGGGAUGUCGAUGCCCUGUGAGACUGAAAAAGCACUUUGAGGAACUUAACUUGUUUGUACAUAAGAACUGCUGGCAAAGAGACCUCUCUCUUGUCUUGCUUUCGUGAGGGGGAGGGUGGACGUAGGAUUGCUGUUGAAAGCGAAAACAAAACACCCAUGACGAGAUGACCCAGGAUGACGGAUUAAGUGCCUUGCAAAUCUUUAUGAUUAUCCAAACAUUUAUGUUCAUACUCUCUUGUGUACAGAUGGUGCUAGUCAAGACGAAAACAACAAAACCAACAAAAAAGAAAAUACCACACGUUUUUGAAAUGUACUUAUGGCUCGUUUUCUCUUGGUGUUUUAUCCUAUUUCUGACUUGCUGUUUGUAAGUAAGUUGUGUUUGUAGAGCUAUUUCCUAACCAGUAUUGCAUAUGAAUAAAUGUUAACUGUCUUUUUUGAUGAUUCUGGUAAGGCCACUCAAACAGAACAUAAAGACUUCAUCCACACAGCAAGUGUGUAUUUCCAAAAAAAGGCUUUGGAACGGCAGGUGGUGCUCAGUGCCUCCUCCCACCACCAGCAGGUCGACCAGCAGACCCAGAGGGCUGAUUGUGAAGCAGUGCGAGUGAACUUGAGUAAUCAGGAGAGCAGACAGGGCUUGCAUCUCUAAGGAUAAAUUGUCCUUUGUGACCUGGACAAACCUCUCCAUGUAGGUAGGCUGUUUGCUCCAUAUGCAGCCCCUCAUCCAUGUCCUUUCCCCACCCAUCCAGGGUUUUGGUGAUCCUCAAAACACGUUCAUGUUCAUUUCUAUUCCAAAGACUCUGGAUGGAAAGCUUGAACCAAUUCAGCAGAGCCAUAUUUCUUUGUUUUCAAGUUUUGUGAAUUUAUUGAAGUGGCAGCAGGGGGCAGGGGGACUUUGAGUUGAGAGGCUUCUUCUGCUUCAUGCUUAUAGACUCCAAUAGCAUUGUUUAGAACAAGAAGGAGGCCAGGGAGAGUUAUCCAGAGUCCUUCUGGAAGCAAGAAGUUCAGUUCUUCCCUGUCGCAAAGCCUCCAUACUUCCCAGGGGUAAGGCUUGGCCCCCAAAGACAGAGAGAAGUUCCUUCUCCCUAAAUCCUAGCCAUGGACAGGCAGAGUAGAGUUGAAUGAAUAUGUAUGUCCAGGUAUUGGCUCCCCAAAACUUAGGACCUCAUUCUCUAAUUGCAAGUUUCCUUCAGGAUUAUUACACCUGUAUUAGGGACAAAAACCUGAGGCACAGAACAGCCAAGGGCAUUGCCGUACUGAGUACAGUUCAUCUUUGUCCUCAAAUGCAGUUUACCUUCGUGAGCCUCUUUCCAGGCUAAGCUGUCCCCACUAACCAACUUCUCAGCCCAGGCUGCUCCCCAAGGAAAAUUAAAUUAGCCUUUGCAUUUGUUGGUUGUGCCUCUGGACACCUAUAGCCCAAAACAGCUGGCUCAACAGCCAGGAGGGCUCAGCUAGGUUCUAAAUAGGAACUGAAGUCUUAGGAGCAUCAGAACAUGUGAUUUGUGACUCAUCAGAACAGGGCACAGAAGGCCCAUUAGCUCUCUUGCUUUAGAAGUCAGCCCCGUUGACCAACUCCAUGGGUCACAAGUCCAGCUUUACCCAUUCCGUAAGAGUCUGCUCCUGUGCAAAUGUACCCACUCAAGAUAUGCCUGAAUAUGCUAGUUGAAUGGACUAAAAUAUGGUGAAAGGGUUCAUUUUCCCCUUUCUGCAUCCUACAAGUUAAAUAAGUGUGUCACCUUGGGAAGUAGGGCCUCCCCCACCCCCAGCUCCUCAACCCAAACCCGUUCUGCAGAGUUCUGGGGCUCUGAGCCCACUUCUGGCCUCAUAGUACUUGCAUGCAUUGGCUUGCUUAACAACAUUCUCGAAAGCUUCUGGACCCUAGGGGAUGCCAGUCCUUUAAGUUGGUUUGUUUGCCCUUUGGGUUGCUAGUUUGAAAUAUACCACUCCAUGAAAAGCCUUUAUUUGGGGAAUUUUCAAAGGUGAGUAUGCCUUGUUUUUUUGUUGUAAACAAAUUCAUUUGAUAAGUAAUCAGUGAGCUUGGCUUUUGCCACUGCCACAUUCUCCCUUAGCCCUGAGGUCCUCAUGCUGCAGUGACUUCCUUUAGAAGGUCACCGACAGAGCCUGGUGCCUUUGCUGGAGUGAGACCAAGUGGAACAGUGGACUCUCUCCUAGGGAGUGGCCUUCAGCUUGCCUCCUGCCUAAAUCUACUUGUAUACAUUUGUAACAACUUUUGAUAUAUAACAAAAGGUUUAUAUCACCCAGAGUGAUCUUACCAAGUCAGACUGACUUCCCAAGAGGCCACAUCAUGGAACAGCCCACAGGAUCCUGCAGGUCAUGGAGUAGGAGAACAACUGCCUGUAAAUUGUCCAUUUUCUUUCUUUUUUUUUUGAUUUCUUUUCUUGUUUUACUUACAUAACUGCAAACAUUUUUAUUUACCAAGAGUUGAUAAACCAUGUGAAGAAGUCAUGUGUUUUACAUUAUGAGGGGCAUGUUCCUGACUAUACAGAUGAUGAUCUUUAAGCGCAAGAAAGAAGGUGCUAUUCCAAAGCAGCCUCAGUAACUGAAAAAGGUCAUAUAGGGUCCAGGUGGGAGAUGGCUCCAGGUGUCCUUUUGGUUUUGAUGACAGAUAGCCCAGGAAGGCCAAGGGAGCACCAAAGAACUCAUUUCUAUUUCAUUAUCCACAAAUUAAACGUUUUUUUUUUUUUAAAUUCACACUUAGAUGAAUAAACCUUACUUAAUUCCUUGUCUGAAACUUAUCCCACCAACUCUUGCUCCAUAUAGUUUAGUGUGAGGUCGAAGCAUUGCCAGCAGAACAAAACUGAGAUUCAAGAAAGGGAAGCAGAGAUCAUUUCCCCUGGAGUAAAUCCAUACUGCAUUUCAUGCUGGUGUUUUAUGAUGCGAGGGAGUGAUAGUUUGCUUUAUCCUGGCUUUCAGAUCCUGACCUGAGAGCUGGAACCUUUGAUCUUCUUGUCCUUGAAUUCCCCUCGAAAUCAUGGGGAAGCUGUCUCUCACUUUCAUCUCUUCCAGAUUUGAAUCAGCACACCUCCCUGUUGUUUUAUCUGUAAUUGCUAUUCUGAACAUGGGGGAACUUCAGAUGCAAAUGCAGAGGUGAGUCCUGUGAAUUCAAACAAGGACCCCAAGUAGGGAAGGGACUCCUGCUGGGAUUAAAAAAAAAGUAACACACACACACACACACACACACACACACACACGAAACCCAACAUGGGGGGUUUGGCAGGCAGGAAUUUGGCCCAGUUUGUCAUGAAGUAGCCUUAAGCUGGAAGUCUGAUUACAGUCACUUAAACCAUCCAGAGUGGUGGUUCCAAAAAAAAAAAAAAAAAAAAAAUCUUUUUAUACACACAUCCAAGUCUUUACGUUUGCUCCAAAGAUUUCCAUUCCAUUAUUGGAGUUGAAGAAGAAAGGAAUCUGUGCCCACUUGGGUAUGUACCUCAUGCCCUUAUAAAUCAGCCACCUUCUUUGGGCUUCAGAUGUUCAUCAUUCUAAUGUUCAUCAUUAAUUUGGGUUAAUCCAUAAGCCUUCAUCACAGAUAUAUCCAUUUGAAACCAUCCACAUGACCUUGACUCCUUGGGAUAGAAGGCAAGUCCAACGAGAGCCCACAAUUCGUUCAAAGUAAACACAGUUGCUGAUGUCAUUGGCAACUGCUUAUUUAUACUUGAGCCUUCCAAAAUAAUGAUGUAAUGAAUGUUUUUAGUGUCUUUAUUCCAACAAUAAUUUAGGCUAUAAAAAAAUUACUAAAGAUUAAUUCAUUUAAAAAUUGAAAAAGAUUCAUGAAUUUAGUUGUUCUUCCCUGCUGGAACAUCAUUUGCCCACUUUUUGAGCAUAUGCAAAAAUAUUUCCUGACUUUUCAAGGCAAUAUCGUAAACCCUGAAACCAUGCCAGUCAGAAACAGGCUGGAAGUCCUGGGUGCUAUUAGUUGAUGCUAUCUAAGCCACCCCAUGCCGUUGUCCCUGGGAUCUCGCUGCUUCUGCCCGGGCAGUGUGGCCCCACUUUCCACAGUGCAAGGGACACUCUUCAGGGCCACCGCAUGUGAGACUUCCAAGCAGGGAGGUAAAAUUUUUAAAAAAACAGUUCAGGCUGCUUUUCUCUAGGUGGCAAAGCCCGGCAUUUGAUUUCACCGAUGCUGCCAGUCUGAAGUUGGUUUAGCCAUGUGGUAGAAAUACCGCGUUCCUUUGGCUCAUAGCAUCUCUUUCUUCUCCUCCCAAAAGUGUCACAAUUUGUGAGUAAAAUCUCAUAAAUUGCAUCACUUAGCAAUCUUCCUGACAAAAUGACACAUUUCUAAAACACAAACUAUUUCUUAUUUCUGCAAUAAUAAAAGCAGAAUUCCAAUCCAGGAGAAACUAUUAAAACUUCUCAUCUCAAAAAAGUGUAUUUGUUUGUUUUUUAAAUCCCUAAGAGCUAAUUCACCCAACCCUAAACAAACACCAUCUGCUUUUGAGUGGCCCUACUCAGAACCUGAGGUGUGGUCAUGAUAUUGGACAGACAGGUGCCUGAGGGAGUAUCAAGUCAACAUUCCCUCUUACUGAUAUUCUGAGCACAGCCCUUCCCAGUGUCCGUGUGUGCAGAGGUGACACAGGCACUGGUGCUCAUGUGUCUAUUUAUAUAACACAAAGAAGUUACUUUCAGGACUGGGGAGAUAGCUCAGUUGGUAAAGUGCUUGCCUUGCAAGCACAGGGCCCUGGGUUCAAUCCCAGCACCACAAUAAAAAAAAAAAAAAAAAAAAAAAAA